This is a messenger RNA of Ahaetulla prasina, 909 nucleotides long. It is a transcript of the gene SULT6B1, whose product is annotated as sulfotransferase family 6B member 1. The transcript is spliced from 7 exons. Gene Ontology annotation, biological process: sulfation. The record is from RefSeq and is a predicted model, not a curated record. The coding region runs from base 1 to 909 and encodes 302 amino acids. Lineage: Eukaryota; Metazoa; Chordata; Lepidosauria; Squamata; Colubridae. Gene Ontology annotation, molecular function: sulfotransferase activity. Gene Ontology annotation, cellular component: cytoplasm.
AUGGCAGAGAAAACAUUCGUAGAAGAAAUAGAGAAAGCGCUGGAAACGUCCAAAGAUCUUAAACUCCAUGAACUUCUCUUUUCCUAUCAGGGAAUUCCUUAUCCGAUUUCAGUGUGCAGUGCAGAGAUGUUUCAAGCCCUGGAGAAUUUUGAAAGCAGAAAAGAUGAUGCGGUGUUGGUGUCCUACCCCAAAUGUGGAGCAAAUUGGUUGAUUCUCAUUGUGAAUGAUCUGAUUGCCACAACAUUGAAAAUUAAGCAGGAGAACACAGAGUUGCCAUUUAUGGAGUGUGGAGAUCCAGAAAAGUUUCAGAGGAUGAAACAAUUUCCCUCUCCAAGGAUUGUGGCCACGCAUCUCCAUUAUAACUAUCUGCCCAAAUCUAUUUUCAAAAAUAAAGCCAAGAUAUUGGUGUUGUUUCGAAAUCCUAAAGAUACAGCAGCAUCGUUUUUCCAUUUUCAUAAUAAUGCACCAACCAUUCCCAGUUAUAAUUCAUGGGAGGAAUUUUUCCCAGAAUUCAUGAAUGGAGAAGUUGCCUGGGGAUCCUAUUUUGAUCAGGCUAUCGCUUGGAACAAACAUAUAGAUGAUGAAAACGUUCUGAUUCUGAUAUAUGAAGAAUUAAAAGAGGACCUGGUUUCGGGAGUAAAGCAAAUAGCUAAUUUCUUUGGUUUCCCUGCUACUACUGAGCAAAUUCAGUCUAUUGCAGACAGAACUACCUUCCAAGCAGUGCGUGAUAAGUCGCAGGAAACACAUGGUAUGGCUGGUCCACUGCUCUUCCGGAAAGGCAUUGUAGGAGAUUGGAAGAAUAUUUUUGACAAGCCUCAGAACGAGCAAAUGGAUGCUAAAUUUAAGGAAUGUUUAGCUGGAACCAAGCUGGGAACUAAGCUGAAGUAUGAUGUCUAUUGCAAAACCUGA